This is a messenger RNA of Fonsecaea nubica, 1485 nucleotides long. RefSeq lists its product as hypothetical. The transcript has 2 exons. Gene Ontology annotation, cellular component: SAS acetyltransferase complex. Gene Ontology annotation, molecular function: histone acetyltransferase activity. Bases 1 to 1485 code for a protein of 494 amino acids. The record is from RefSeq and is a predicted model, not a curated record. NCBI's taxonomy places the organism in Eukaryota, Fungi, Ascomycota, Eurotiomycetes, Chaetothyriales, Herpotrichiellaceae.
AUGGUGGCCGGCUCUAGGUCGUCAUUGAGGCGCCCUACACUACGAGGCCACAAAGCAACGUCCAACAGUCCUACCAACAACGAACCACCACCUCUCCUCCCCAAAUCUGGCAAUGAAGGCAUCACUGUCAGAUCGAAACGGCUCCGAGCUGCCACUGUUGCCACACCCGAGCACGACCUGAAAAGACGUCGGUUGUCGACCAACAAGGGCGAAAUACCACAGUUACGUAUCCCGCUACGCAGUCGAGGGGGUUUACCUAAAGCCCUCUCACCACCUCCCGCCGCCACCCCGACUGGAGUGCCUCCCACGCCUGCGGCCAAUGCAAAUACCACACAUAUCAACAACACCCCCAUCGACUCGCCUCUAUCCCCAGGCGAAAAAUCACAAUAUGAUCAGAUCAGAAUUAUCGAAGAGAAGGCGAGAGCCGCAAUUCGAGGAGGCGGUCUGUCCACAAACCAUGAGGACCGGCGAAAAUUACGCUCAGAGGAUGGAGGGUCUCGGGCUAAAACGGAGCUUGCGCAGUAUUUCCCAGAUUUUGAGGAGAUGCUGAGUCUGAAGCCCCCCGAUCCAGAAGCUUUGACCGUCAGAACGAAGAUCGUCUUGGUUGACGAUACACCUGACUUCGAGCCGAGACAGCCCAAGUCUGACCCUUUUGGAGCGCACAAGCCGCUUCACAACACACAAGUCAUCCGCCUGAACCCACCGGACGACCCUGUCGGUGCUGAGCCAGUCGACCCUUUGAGCGAGGAUGUAUACAUCAAGAUCCAUGCCAAGGCUGAAAGGCAUGAGAAGCAAAUGAAGAAUAGUGAUAGGGAACGAGCCCAGCACGAAAAAUACCAAUUGGAGAAACUCCUCGACGACCUGCGAGGACCAGACUGGUUGAAAACCCUUGGAAUAACCGGCGUUACCGAGACAGAGAAGAAGCGCUACGAGCCCAAACGACUACUUUUCAUACGAGAAACCCAAGCCUUGAUUGACAAGUUCAAAAGAUGGAAAGAGGAAGAGAAGCGCAGAAAGAUGGAGCGAGAGCAAGAGUUGCUGGAAGCAGCCGUGUUGGAGGACCAAGCAGAAAAUGAGGACGAAGGCGAUAACGCGGAGACUGAAGGGUCAAACAACGGCUCGGGCGUGGAGGAGGGCAGUCUUGACAGUGCAUCAAGCCAUGCUCCAAACUCCAGUGAGCUCGAUGCACUUGCAUCGCAACAACUGAUCGAGGAAGCAAAGAUUGCCAACAAACGCAGAAAACCAACACCUGCACAGUGGCCCGACGCUUCGCCGCCGAAGUUGUUCACUUCCUUUUUCGAUAAACGACAUUUGCGAGACGCAGCGGUCGCGGGUCGUCAGAGGGGACGGACCAUUCUUGCUUUUGGUCAUCCCAUUCCCGACUUUUCCGAGGAAGAAUUUGAGCUCCCGGAUGAUAUUCUUACAGACGAAGCGAUCAAAGCAAGGCAGCGAUCUCAUAGGCGACUGCGGAGAGGCGGCGAGUGA